Molecule: messenger RNA, 1830 nt
Organism: Aspergillus homomorphus CBS 101889
Lineage: Eukaryota; Fungi; Ascomycota; Eurotiomycetes; Eurotiales; Aspergillaceae
Exons: 4
Coding region: 253-1473 (406 amino acids)
Source: RefSeq, a predicted model, not a curated record
GCCUGAAUGCACCCUGAACUCAACCCGGCGAUAAGGCAUAAUCCAGCCGGGAAGGAUACCUGCCGUGGACUGCCCAUCCCCGGAGAGUCUGCCCAUCCGGCGUAUAAGCAACCUUACUAGGGAUUUGGCCACGAUUAUCAGUGUGAAGUGGCUGGAGCUGAGACACUUCUGGAACUCGGCCACUCCACACAGCGCAAGCCACACCUGACCCAACCCAGUAAGCCAUCCAAGCACAAGGAAAUAUGCAACGCCAUGGGUCUGGAAUGGAUGGUUUUCACGGGUAUCCAGACAUAUCAAGUCCUCCUAUCUCCCCUCCUGCCGGACAGGAAGCAGAAGAAGAGCACAACGUCCCCCGAGAAGUCAGCGUCUGAGGAGUGUGCGUCUGAGGAGUCUGAGCCGGACGAAAGUGGAAUCCUUGAGUGUGGCUUCGGAGGAUGGAGUUGCGAAGGCGACGAUCUGGAUGAUGCCCAAGCUUACCUGGAAUGUCUUAUUUGCACCUGGGCGGCUGACUAUACGAUCAGUAACUUUAAUUCCCUUCCAGCUGAUCGGAUCCGGGGCCUGAUCGCGAGCGUGAAGGACUACUGCGCAGUCAAGCGAUUCAGCCAGAUGCUUAAACAGCUUAUCGUGAUCAAGGCGAUCUAUGAGCGUUUUCAUGAACAGCCUUUCGCAUAUUUGGAUGGGAAAAAAGGCUCCGGCGAGGCGGACGAUCCAGAAUUUGCUCAAAAGCUUCAAUACCUGUUCAAGCGAUUCUACGAAACCAACCCCAGAUACGCGGUGCUCUGGAAGUUUCAUACGCAGAGGCUAGCAAACCCCGCUACCCAUGCAGACGCCCCGAAUCUUGAAUUCGGCAAGUAUCAUGCCGAUCGACGCGAGCAAGCGUUGGGCAACUACGCUGAUGAAUUGCUUGACAGCCAGCCCUUGUGCUGGCUCCUGAAAGAGCUACCCGUGACUUCCGACCAGUCCGAAAGAAGACGAGAGGCACCGACAAACCUACUUCGCGAAGGUUGUGAGCUCAUGAUAAAGUGGGAGAUGAUGUACGGUGGGCGGCCCACACUACAUGGUCUAGCUGGGCUCCCAGAUGUUUAUGACAAGAAAUCGAUGAAGCUCGACGCGAGCGCCUGCCGCCCUAACCCAGAGUACUGGGAUCAAGCUCCAAUUCUGCUUGUUACGCUCUCCAGGCUAUCAUAUGAUAACAGUAUCCUACACCAGCGCAUAGGAAAGGUCCACGUAGCUGCUCAGGCGCAUGUCGUGCCUGAAUUCAGGCCCCAUGGGAAGCCUAGGAUGGUGGAGAGGAAGCCGCUCGGAACGGGGACCGAGUCAAAUACCCCCGGAAGAGACGAAGAUAGUCACAUAGGUGAUGAGAGUGACUAUGGGAGUGAAGUGGGUAACGAGGUGGAAGACCAGAGCGAUAUCGUCGAUGCUUUCUUCCGGGCUCAAGGCAUUUCUCCACCUGCAUGCCUCCGGCACAGCUGAGAAAGAGGAGGAGCAAACGCUUUUUAGCCGAUGCCGUCAGGCUGUCUGGUCUGGGAGCUGCUGGAAGCCUGAAGCCGUGUGGCAGUGCAAGAUCCCUCUCAGCGUUUGCAUGCUUGGCUGCAGUGUGCGCUAAGUUCAGAGACAAAGAGUGCACUGUGCAUACCUGUUGUACGACCCAUUGCGAAUCAGGAUGAUGGCGCGCGGGCUGGAUGCUAUUGCCCAGAAGUCAAGCUCAUCCAAGAGAAGCAAACCACGAAGAGUUCGAUAGCGUCCAGCUUAUCACCAUCUCUGCGGUCCGCAAAGGCUUUCAUAUGUUGCCAUGCGUGCACCCUAUUUGGCGACUCACGAAGAUUCCUU